This is a messenger RNA of Neltuma alba, 687 nucleotides long. Its product is annotated as MADS-box protein FBP24. The transcript is spliced from 6 exons. Lineage: Eukaryota; Viridiplantae; Streptophyta; Magnoliopsida; Fabales; Fabaceae. Gene Ontology annotation, biological process: positive regulation of transcription by RNA polymerase II. The coding region runs from base 1 to 687 and encodes 228 amino acids. Gene Ontology annotation, cellular component: nucleus. The record is from RefSeq and is a predicted model, not a curated record. Gene Ontology annotation, molecular function: protein dimerization activity; DNA-binding transcription factor activity; RNA polymerase II transcription regulatory region sequence-specific DNA binding.
AUGGGUCGAGGGAAGAUAGAGAUCAAGAGGAUUCAGAACACGACCACCAGACAGGUGACCUUCUCAAAACGCAGAGCUGGACUUGUGAAAAAGACUCAUGAACUUUCUGUUCUCUGUGAUGCUCAAAUUGGCCUCAUCAUCUUUUCUAGCACCGGCAAGUUGUUUCAGUACUGCAGCGAACCUUUCAGGAUGGAGCAGAUCAUUGAAAAAUACCAGAAAGCUACAGGAGUACGCAUACCUGAACACGAUAGUCGGGAAGAUUUAGUGAGUGAGAUGGCAAUGCUGAGGCAGGAGACUCUGCGCCUUGAACUGGGAAUUCAAAGGUACAUCGGAGACAGCAUGGGCAGUUUGCAGUACGAGGAAUUGGCUAAACUCGAACAAGACCUUGAGAUAUCUGUCACCAAGGUCCGAAAUCGCAAGAAUGAUCUGUUGCAACAGCAGCUGGAUAAUCUGCGAAGAAAGGAAAGAAUGAUGGAAGAAGAGAACAGCUACCUGUCGCAGUGGAUUCAGGAGCAGCGAGGGGGAGGAGGAGUGAUGGAGAAUGAUGGAGAAGGACAGCAAAUGAUGGACCAGUUGCCAUUCUAUGAGGGCCAGACUUCUCUUCAGCUUGCUCCUCUCCACCUUCAUCCCUAUCUCCAGCUUGCCCAGCCCACCAUUCAUGACGCUUCUAAUUCUCAUCCCCACUAA